AUGUCGGAUGACGAUUCGAGGGCCAGCACCAGCUCCUCCUCAUCUUCAUCCUCCAACCAACAGACAGAAAAAGAGACAAGCACGCCUAAGAAGAAGGAGAGCAAAGUCAGCAUGAGUAAAAACUCUAAGCUGCUAUCUACCAGUGCCAAGAGGAUUCAGAAGGAAUUGGCUGACAUCACCUUAGAUCCACCUCCCAACUGCAGUGCUGGCCCCAAAGGUGAUAAUAUCUAUGAAUGGAGAUCAACCAUUCUAGGACCUCCAGGCUCGGUCUAUGAGGGAGGUGUUUUCUUCCUUGACAUCACAUUUACACCAGAAUAUCCUUUCAAGCCUCCAAAGGUAACCUUUUCCCGCUGCUACCAUUGUAGUCUCUCAUCACGGGACAUAGCCCACAGACUUCUCCAAU
This is a messenger RNA of Tauraco erythrolophus (red-crested turaco), 403 nucleotides long. NCBI's taxonomy places the organism in Eukaryota, Metazoa, Chordata, Aves, Musophagiformes, Musophagidae. The record is from RefSeq and is a predicted model, not a curated record.